AUGGAAGAGAAAAAUGGGGAUGACGAAGAUUGUGAUGACACUCCCUCCAUGACCACCGUUUCUCGGCACUGUUUCGGCGAUGAUUCUGAAACUCCAUCCUUCUGCAUCUCCAUCAUCGAGAACAUGAAGGAAGACUAUGGCCUAUUCGUCUGGCCCUGCAGCGUAGUUCUCGCCGAGUACGUGUGGCAGCAGAAGCAUCGGUUUUCAGGAGCCACUGUUGUUGAGCUUGGUGCUGGAACUUCCUUGCCUGGCUUGGUUGCUGCAAAACUUGGUGCUCGUGUCACUCUUACGGAUAACUCCACCAGAUUAGAGGUGCUUGACAACAUGAGAAGAGUUUGUGACUUGAACAAACUUGAGUGCAAUGUGUUGGGAUUGACAUGGGGUGUUUGGGAUUUACCCAUAUUCAGUUUACAGCCGACAAUUAUUCUAGGGGCCGAUGUGUUGUAUGAUUCAAAUGCCUUUGAUGAUCUCUUUGCGACUGUGGCAUUCCUGCUUCAAAAUUCUCCCGGGUCAAUUUUUGUAACGUCAUACCAUAAUCGAAGUGGGCAUCACCUUAUUGAGUUUUUGAUGGGAAAAUGGGGCUUAAAGUGUCUGAAGCUUCUUGACGGGUUUUCCUUCCUUCCAUCUGACAAAGCAUCAGUAUUAAGUGGUAACAUUCAAUUGGCAGAGAUAACUCUGAUCUCAAGAUAA
Molecule: messenger RNA, 690 nt
Organism: Sphenostylis stenocarpa
Lineage: Eukaryota; Viridiplantae; Streptophyta; Magnoliopsida; Fabales; Fabaceae
Source: the annotation of a GenBank genome assembly